UGAGACUAGGCCCUCGGUGACAUCCAGGCGGCGCCACGGCCUGGCCAGCCUCCGGGGCCCCUGCAGAGUCGCGGGGCCGUGCCGCUCGGAGAGAGAUCCCGGCUACCCUGAUCUGCGCGCAAUCGGGACGGCGGAAGACAUGAGCGCGGGCAUGGGCGGCUUCUGGCCGGAGCCGUGGCUGCCGCGGUCGCUCGGCUCCCCGGGCCUGGCCCUCGCCGCGGCCCUGCUGCUGCUCGUCUUGUGCCUGAGCGCGCGGCGCACCAGGAGACGUGGUGAGCCUCCAUUGAUAAAAGGCUGGCUUCCUUACUUUGGACAGGCCCUGAAAUUACAAAAAGAUCCUCUGGGUUUUAUGAUUUCUCUUCAAAAGCAGUAUGGUGACAUUUUCACUCUUCUCCUUGGAGGAAAGUACAUAACAUUUAUCCUGGAUCCUUUCCACUACACAUCAGUGGCAAAAAAUCAAAAAUUAAGCUUUCAAAUAUUUACUGAUAAAUUCUUAAAGAGAGUAUUUUCUAUCAAAAAGAUGACAACAGAUUCUGACCUCAUCGACGAAAUUCAUAGUACCUAUCAAUUUUUACAAGGGAAGCAUUUAGACAUACUGAUGGAAAGCACAAUGCAGAAUCUAAAACAAGUUUUUGAACCCCAACUUUUAAAAACCACAAGUUGGAGCACAGAACAUUUGUUGCCAUUCUGCAACUCAGUAAUAUUUGAAAUGACAUUUACAACCAUAUAUGGAAAUGUUCUUGCUAAUGAUAAUAAAACAUUUAUUACUGAGUUAAAAGAUGACUUUUUAAAAUUUGAUGAAAAAUUCACACGUUUAGCAUCAGGCAUACCCAUUGAGCUUCUAGGAAACAUCAAGUCUGUUCGAACUAAACUUAUAAAAGACUUGACAAUAGAAAGCUUAGCUAAGUUACAAGGACUGUCUGAAGUUGUUCAAAGAAGGAAUGAUAUCCUGGAGAAAUACUAUAUGCCCAAGGACCCUGAAAUAGGAGCACAUCAUUUAGGCUUGCUCUGGGCCUCUGUGACAAACACUGUUCCAACCAUGUUCUGGGCAAUGUAUUACCUUCUACGGCACCCGAAAGCUAUGGCUGCGCUGCGUGACGAAAUUGACCAUUUGCUGCAGUCAACAGGUCAAAAGAAAGGGCCCGGAUUUUCCAUCUACCUCACCAGAGAACAAUUGGACAGCCUGGUCUACCUUGAAAGUACCAUUCUCGAGGUUUUGCGACUCUGCUCCUUUUCUGGCAUCUUCCGUUUCGUUCAAGAGGACUUGACACUUCAUUUAGAGAGCCAGGACUGCUGUCUGCGAAAGGGAGACUUUGUCGUCAUCUUUCCUCCCGUCUUACACCACGACCCCGAAAUCUUUGAAGCUCCAGAUGAGUUUAGGUUUGAUCGUUUUACAGAAAAUGGUAAGAAGAAAACUGCCUUUUUUAAAAGAGGGAAAAAGCUGAAGUAUUACCACUUGCCAUUUGGACUGGGAGUCAGCAAAUGUCCAGGCCGAUUUUUGGCCAUGGUUGAAAUAAAGCAAUUGUUGGUUGUGCUUUUAACUUACUUCGAUUUAGAAAUAAUUGAUAAUAAGUCCUUAGAACUAAACUAUAGCCGCUUUUUGUUUGGUAUUCCUUACCCAGACUCUGAUGUUUUAUUUAGGUACAAAAUAAAAUCUUAAGCUAAAAGUAAAGGAAAGAAAUCUAUCUAGAAAACUAACCUAAAUGCCCUCAGUUCAUCUAUUUGUUUUUAAUUUCUUCAAGUGUGAUUGCUUUGUUUGUUUUAAAAAUGCCAAUUUCUAUUUCAUCUGAGAUCAGUCCUAUCUGUACUUGAUCACAAAACUGAUCAUAAAAAAAAAAAGAUUGUAACAUGAAAAUGGACAUUAAAAUCAACAUAAUGAUAAAUUUAAAGUAAUUUUUUAAGUUUCUACAUAUUGUGAUUUGCAGAUGUCAUUGUAAGUGUGCCUUCACAGUAAUAGAUCUGACACUGGGAUUUUGUUAAGUCACAAAUUCUUCUAUAAUAUGUAAAAAUAUACUUUAUGUACUAAUGGAAAUUUAUGCUGUAAAUGAACACAGUCUAACAAAUUCCAAGUUCUCAGAGAAGAAGGAAAUUAAAUUUCCAUGAGAUACACUAGAUGAAAAUGUUCCCUUCAAGUAUAAUAUCAAUAAUAUCUAUAUUGCUGGGGUACGUUUGCAUUAAAUGAGGUUUGCGGUAGAUUAAAUGCUUCAACAUUUAAUCAUC
Messenger RNA from Odocoileus virginianus texanus, 2220 nucleotides. NCBI's taxonomy places the organism in Eukaryota, Metazoa, Chordata, Mammalia, Artiodactyla, Cervidae. The record is from RefSeq and is a predicted model, not a curated record.